Messenger RNA from Hypomesus transpacificus, 300 nucleotides. It is a transcript of the gene eif4ebp3, whose product is annotated as eukaryotic translation initiation factor 4E binding protein 3. Gene Ontology annotation, cellular component: cytoplasm. Lineage: Eukaryota; Metazoa; Chordata; Actinopteri; Osmeriformes; Osmeridae. Gene Ontology annotation, biological process: negative regulation of translational initiation. Gene Ontology annotation, molecular function: eukaryotic initiation factor 4E binding. The record is from RefSeq and is a predicted model, not a curated record. Bases 1 to 300 code for a protein of 99 amino acids. The transcript is spliced from 2 exons.
AUGUCUGUUAACUGCCAGCAGAGCAGCAGCUGUCCUAUUCCCAGCCGUUUCGGUAACUCAAAGGACUGGCCCCUGCUACCCGACUCCUACAGCCAGACUCCCGAUGGAACGCUCUUCUCCACCACGCCCGGGGGAACUAAGAUCAUCUACGAAAGGAAGUUCUUGCUGGAAUGUCGUAACUCUCCCAUUGCCCGUACCCCCCCCUGCUGCCUCCCCCACAUCCCCGGAGUGACUGCGCCCCCGCUGGGAAAGCUGCCUGAGGGGAUGGAGAAUAGCCCCCACCUGGCAGGUGAUUCUUGA